GGUCUUGAGCAUUGGUCUUGGCUGAGACGAGCUUGAUUAGAUCAUGUUUGUCAUAUUUUCUUUUUCAAUAACCAACUUUUGAGAAGAAGUCUUUCCUGCUCUGGGAAAUGGUCUGAUUGUUGAUGUAAUGCACAAAUGAAUUAGAUUAGUUGAAGUUAAGACUUGGGUUUGAAAAGGAUUUGAUGGUUUAUGCUCAUGAUAUUAUGGUCUUGAACUCAUGGCAAAGCCUUUCUCUGGAGGAAACAGUAACACCUUCUCCUCCACCUCCACACCUGGCAGGUAAGAACAAGGCUGAGAAAAGCUAAACAAUGUUACAAAAAACUAAACCUUCCCAAACUACAGGGGGCGAUCAUGAGCUGUUUGUAUGAUCAAUUUCCCACCACAAAUAGAAUAAUGUUUUUUCUUCAAACCUUCCAUUCCUCAAGGGGGCGAUAAUGAGCUAUUUCCAGUCCACCAGGGUGCGACAAUGAGCCAAAGAAGAAGCAUCAUAACAACUGAAGCGCCAAGACGGGAAUUAGGAGACCGUUUAGAAAACAAUGUGAAGGAGUUUUUAUUAAUAAUGAUAGAAAACGAACAUAGAAAUACAUUAAUAGAAAUUUCAGACUCCUUAAACAUGGCGCCGUGAUGAAUAUAGGACGUGCUCAUUUUUAUACAUUUAUUUAAAUGAACAUUCGCCCUGACUAGCAGGAAAUAUUCUGUAUGCUAGCAGGUGUGCGGGUUUAAAUGAAAUCCACGUGACAGGUUAAGCGUGAUUGUUUAUUUUUGUUUACCUCACACACGCACACGGUGAGAAACCUCAGGAUGGCACACUGGCCCAAAUUUGAGAAGAAUCUGGAGCAGGAGGUGAAAAACCUCGUCAUGCACCUGAGCGGACUCGAGGAUGAAGAAGAUCAGAACUUCCAGAUGGCCCUCAAGUUCGCCUGGUCCAAUUUCAAGUUCCACCAGUUCCUGGAUGUUAGCAGUCACAAAGUUCAGCGCUCGAUUAAAGGGAUUUAUGAGAAGCUGAUGGUGCACUCUGACGUGUGUAAAGCCGAGAGUUGGAUGAGAUUAACCAGCGAGUUCCUGCAGUCUCCUCUCCCUCACACCGAGGGGUUCAUGACUGAUGUCCAUCACAGUAUUUUGUCCCUGCUGCUCAAUUUAUCUGAUUCUCCGUCCAACACCAGCUACAGCGAGCGACCCAGGCUGAAGGAAGCAGAGAAAGAGAACAAGUUCGACUGGGCCAAGUAUCUCAUGGAAGGAGAAGAUAUGGACACAGGGCCGUUUCCAGCCUCUCCGGAGUGGUCUGAAGACGAGAGUGAGGAGGAAGAGAGUCAGCAGCCCAUCAGCCGAGAGGAUUCUGGGAUACAGGUGGACCGAACGCCUCAAGAAGAUCAGGAGCAGAACGAUAAAAUGGUGCAGGUCACCUGGACAGUGGGGGAACCGGAUGCCCGGGCUUGGCUGGAGCACCACGUGGUGACACCGUACUGGGUUCCUCAUUCGUCUCGCUUUCCACACAGCCUCCAUCUGCACUCCAACCUGCUCAAUGUAUGGGAUCAGCAUCUGUACAACACAGACCCGCUCUAUCUACCCGAGGAGAAGGCUUUCGUCACAGAAACCCAAGUGAUCAGAGAGACUCUGUGGCUUUUAUCGGGGGUGAAGAAGCUUUUCAUAUUUCAGCACCACGAUGGGAAAGUCAGCGCGAGGAACGACGUAGUAGUCACACACUUAACCAGCAACUGUUUGCAUUCAAUCCUGGAGCAUGUGGCGGCGUACGGCGAGGCCGUGUUCCGUCUCCAGAGGUUUAUCGAUGAAGUAACUGGUCACAGCACGGAGCCGUGUCCUCCCGGUCUCAGCUCUUCCUCCACUUCAUCCUCCAAGAAGAGCUCAGAGCCUCCGUUUAGGACCUACCAGGCGUUCGUGUGGGCACUGUAUAAGUACUUCAGCAGCUUUAAGGAGGAGCUUUCUGCUAUCGAGAGAGAGAUUAUCAGCAAGGAUGAGACUGUGACGCUGUCUGCUGUAUUAGAGCGCCUUAGUCCUCACCUGGCACAGAUCACCGUGCUGCACAGGGUCUUCUGCACGGGCGUGGCCGAGGUCCCAUCCGGCACUCCCAACGUGGUACGGGCCUCGCAUCUCCUCAACACCCUGUACAAAGCCAUCAUCGAGUACGACAGUGUCGGGGAAGCUUCAGUACAGGCAGUGGCGCUGCUUUUCUCUCUGUGGGUUGAAACGGUCCGGCCGUACCUGGAGAUAGUGGACGAGUGGAUCGUACACGGACACUUGUUUGACCCGGCUAAAGAAUUUAUAAUCCAGAGAAACAAGGAUGUUGCGGUGGACCACAGGGACUUCUGGUACGCCACCUAUACCCUGUACAGUGUGUCAGAGGCCGUGGACUGCGAGGAGAGAUUAAGCGACACGGCCAGCGGAAGCUCCGGAGGAGAUCAGAGCUCCAGCAGCAGACAGCACACCAUGGUCUCCUUCCUCAGACCCGUACUCAAGCAGAUCAUCAUGGCCGGGAAAUCCAUGCAGCUCCUCAAGAACUUGGACUGUAAAGAAGCCGAGCAGGCUGACGGUUCCUCCAGAGAUGCAGAGAGGAAGAGUCUGUACACGCUCUUCCUGGAGUCCGUGCAGACACGUCUCCGGCGUGGAGAAGACUCACCUACGGAUACGGUAACCGAGCAACAAGCCACCAAGCGGAGCCUUAUUAAGAUGCAGUCCAUCGUGGCACGUCACCUGGAACUGGACGACAUCCACGACCCGCUAUUAGCCAUCAACUUCGCCAGGUUAUAUUUUGAGCAAAAAGACUUCCAUGAGAAGUUCUCGGGCGCCGACGUGAUCGUGGACCGGUCGUCCGAGUCGGUGACGUGUCAGACGUUCGAGCUGACCCUGCGCUCCUGCCUGUAUCCACACAUCGAGAGAAGGUACAUCGAGUGCUGCGGGAAUCUCAUGAAGACCCUCAAAAAGGACUACAGGCUCCUGGGAUACCUCCAGGCCAUGAGGAACUACUUCCUGUUGGAAGCUGGUGACACCAUGUAUGACUUCUACACUGCCAUCUUUGACAAGGUUUUGGAGAAGGAAAGCUGGCAGCAGCUGGCGUUCCUCAACGUACAGCUACAGGAGGCUGUGGGACAGCGCCACCCGGAGGACAGCAGCAGAUUAUCAAUCUUUCUGGAGGCAAUUGAUCCUACAAAGAAAAAACAGCCAAUCAAUAACCUUGAUGGUCUCACACUAAGUUAUAAGGUUCCAUGGCCUGUCGAUAUUGUUAUUAGUUCAGAAUGUCAGAAAAUCUACAAUCAGGUUUUCCUGCUGCUUCUGCAAAUUAAAUGGGCCAAGUACAGUCUGGAUACGCUGCGGUUCAGCGAUUUGACAGUAGCUGCAAAGCGGCAUGAAGCUAGUCCUUCUGAAGAGCACACACCCCAGGAACCGAUACACCAGCAGAUCCACAGGAUGUUUCUCCUGAGGGUCAAACUAAUGCAUUUUGUUAACAGUCUUCACAACUACAUCAUGACCAGGAUCUUACACAGCACAGGCUUGGAGUUUCAGCACCAAGUGCAGGAGGCAAAAGAUUUGGAUCAGCUCAUAAAGAUCCAUUACAGAUAUCUGUCCACUAUCCAUGACCGCUGUCUUCUCAGAGAGAAGGUGAGUUUUGUGAAAGAAGCCAUCAUGAAGGUCCUCAAUCUGGUUCUCAUCUUCUCUGACCGGUGGCAGGCCGGCUUCGGGGCGUGGAAGAUCGAGUCGAUCAACAAAAUGGAGUCCGAUUUUAAGAACUGCCACAUGUUCCUAGUGACCAUUCUGAACAAAGCCGUGUGCAGAGGAUCGUUUCCUCAUCUGGAGUCUCUCGCUCUGUCUCUGAUGGCAGGCUUUGAACAGUGUUAACUACUCACCAACAGGGCGGCGCUGUAGUGCUGCAUGUGUGCUGUGCGUUUGCUUCAUCAGUGUGUGCAAACAUCAGGGUCGAUACUGCAGAGGAGGAAGUGAGCGAUCGCACAACAGAGCUUCUUCAGCUGUGAAGCGUGUCUCAUCCCUGCACAAGUCUUUUCUGUUCAGCUAAAAGCUUUCAGAUGAACGUUUCUUUCGCGCCGUCCAACGUGUAUGAAAUCACACUGUUACGUAUGGAGGUGUCCAGGUGCUGAAUAAUGUGUAUAUAUGUGUGUGUGUGUGUGUACAUUAAAUAUUGUUUAUUUCUUGCAUUAUUGAUGUUUCUGUGCAAUAAAUCCAUGUGAACCUGUGA
This is a messenger RNA of Silurus meridionalis, 4207 nucleotides long. RefSeq names its product tubulin, gamma complex associated protein 5 (gene tubgcp5). The transcript has 23 exons. NCBI's taxonomy places the organism in Eukaryota, Metazoa, Chordata, Actinopteri, Siluriformes, Siluridae. Gene Ontology annotation, biological process: meiotic cell cycle; cytoplasmic microtubule organization; spindle assembly. Bases 802 to 3852 code for a protein of 1016 amino acids. The record is from RefSeq and is a predicted model, not a curated record. Gene Ontology annotation, cellular component: gamma-tubulin complex; spindle pole; centrosome. Gene Ontology annotation, molecular function: gamma-tubulin binding; microtubule minus-end binding.